Messenger RNA from Scheffersomyces stipitis CBS 6054, 1092 nucleotides. RefSeq lists its product as uncharacterized. The annotation marks the transcript as partial. NCBI's taxonomy places the organism in Eukaryota, Fungi, Ascomycota, Pichiomycetes, Serinales, Debaryomycetaceae. Gene Ontology annotation, molecular function: protein heterodimerization activity. Gene Ontology annotation, biological process: transcription initiation at RNA polymerase II promoter. The record is from RefSeq and is a predicted model, not a curated record. Gene Ontology annotation, cellular component: transcription factor TFIID complex. The transcript is spliced from 2 exons.
AUGUCUAUAACGACAACGUCCACACCAGUGGAUUUCCAAUUGGCCAAGUCUAUCGCCAUCAUACUAGAAGCCAAAAACAUACAUUGCACCGAGGAGUUUCUUUUCCAGCUAACAGAUCUCACAGCCUCAUACUUUCACGAUAUAGCGAAUACUCUUCGCGAGUGUACUCAUCUACAACGAAGACAAAAGCCAACAAUCAGUGACGUGCAGCUCUUUCUCCGACUUCAUGAUAUACAUACUACAGCAUUGAUAGAUCAGGUACAAGCUACCAAAAAGUCUAUGACUCCAAAAAUAAAACAACAAGUAGAAGAUGUUCAAAAACAAACAAUAGCCAUACGAAAAGCUCUUGAUUCUGAAAAUGCCGAUGUAGACGACGAUUCGCCUUCCUUGCCAUUUUUUUCCAAUGAAAGCUAUCAGAUCGCUGAGCUUGUACCUCGAGAAGUAGAGCAACCUCAGUAUAUACCAUCUUAUUUUCCAGAUUUGCCUCCUGAUUACACCUAUAGAAACACCCCCAAGUACAUGAAAACUGUUACUGAUUUGAAAGAGUUGCGCUUAAAGUUGGUGGAAGAAUCGAGAUUGACAGAGAAAUCUUUGUAUGACUUGAUAGAAGACGAGGAGAGAGUUUGGCGUAAGAAUCUUGAGAAAGAAAUCCAGACUAUGGAGGAUGCUGACAGUAGCGACAAUAACAGCAUAAUGAGCGACACACCACCAGUUGAUACUAAUGUUUUUGAUAUUGUAGCCUAUGCUGAGAAACGUAGACAGAUUCUUAUAACAAGAGAUGAGAAGUUGAUUGCAAAGCGAAAGCUCCAUGAAAACAACAUCUACAUAAAAGCAGAAAGAGUAUAUUCUCCAUAUGCCACUGAGAAGCGGACCGCCGAAGUCGACACCUAUUUCAAAGGAGCGAUCCAGGAUGAGUUCAAAUCUGCGAUUAAAGCAGUGCGUUUGGCUGAAGCAAGCAAAAAGAGAAAGAUAGAAGCCAUUUUGAAGGGAAGAGCCAAUCUUCAAAAGAAGAAAGAAGCAGAGAAUGUACAAUUCGAUUUCCAGUUUAAUGGCAUGAACCAGAUGCUGGAUGAAGAUAGCGAUGAAGAAAAU